GCAGUCCCCCUGGCUUGGUUCCCACUCCUCCCCCACUCUGCCAACCCUACCGACCAAACACAGGCAGCAGGGCGCGACAGCACGGGCCCGCCUCCUCGCCGCCCGCCAUGGCCGGCGCUCCCCCGACGCCCGCCGAGAGGGACGCCCUCGUCUCCUCCUUCCUCGAGAUCGCCGCCGGCCAGACGCCCCACACCGCCGCCCAGUUCCUCCAGAUGACGAGCUGGCAUCUCGAGGAGGCGCUGCAGCUCUUCUACAUCGACGGGGAGGCCGCGCUCGCCGGGGCGCAUCCGCCGGUCCAGUCGGCCGCCGAGGCCGCGCUGGCGGCAGCCGCCGCCGCGGCCGAGGUGGAGGAGGGGUUCAGGUACCAUCCACCGCCAGCAGCUGCGCUGGAAGAUGGGAUGCUGCAGGGGCUUGGGGACGAUGAUGAUGUCCGUGCGCCGCUGCCUGUGAGGCGCGAGACUCUCUACGGCGACACCCCAACCAUCAUUGCUCGGCCUAAUGCGACGGAUGCAUUUCGUAACUUUGAAGAGGAGGCAAGGCAAUCUGCUUGGGAUUCUGAACAGAAUGCCACAUCCAGUUCUAGUGAUAAGCUGGCAUCUUUAUAUCGCCCACCUUUUGAUUUGAUGUUCAAUGGACCAUUUGACAAGGCAAAGUUAGAGGCCUCUGUUCUAGAUAAAUGGCUGUUGAUCAAUUUGCAGUCAACAGAAGAGUUCAGCUCUCACAUGCUUAAUCGAGACACUUGGGCGAAUGAAGCGGUGGCUCAGACAAUCAGGUCAAACCUCAUUUUCUGGCAGGUUUAUCAAGAUACCAGUGAGGGGAGGAAGGUAUGCACCUACUACCAUUUGGGCUCUGUUCCUGCCAUUCUCCUAAUUGACCCCAUCACUGGACAAAAAAUGCGUGGUUGGAAUGGAAUGGUUUACCCAGACAGUUUGCUGGAGGAUUUGAUGCCUUACCUGGAGAAAGGUCCAAAGGAGCACCAUGCUGCUCAACCUCAAAAACGCCCAAGAAAAGUUGAUCAGGAAACUUCUGUGGUUAGGCAAGGUAAAACAGGUAUAGAGAAUGAAGAUGAGGAACUAGCACGGGCGGUGGCGGCUUCCUUGGAGGAGAAGAAAGGAUCUGGUGAUGACGAGACCAAUCCCAAACCCGAGGAAGAGAAGGAGCCCAGCUUGAGCGCUAAGAUGGAGUACCCCCCUCUCCCCGAGGAGCCGAAAGUAAGCAGGGAGCUUGUGUGCAGGGUGGCAGUCCGGCUUCCCGGCGGUCGGAGGAUCCAGAGGAAUUUCCUCCACACGGAUCCCAUCAAGCUGCUGUGGUCGUUGUGCUCCUCUGAGGUGGAGGACGGGGAGAAGCGGGCCUUCCACUUCGGGCAGCCCAUCCCGGGCGCGGCCAUCAACAAGCUGCAGUACGAGAGCGAGCAGACCUUCAAGGAGGCCGGGCUGGCCAACUCGAUGAUCAACCUCUUGUGGGACUAGGCCGGCCCAUCUCAUCUUUGGUGGGCCUCAUGCAUUGCAUGUUGUUUCUUCGCAAGGAUUUAUUGACUUAUCGUCGCCGCUUUUUUGUUUUCUUCCUUGUCCGGUGGUCGGUCUAGGGUUGGAGCCCAAGUGUGGAAAAAUGCUGUUUCUCGCGUCGGUCAUGUUUUUGUUUAUAGACCCCCCUCCCUGUAGUAGGACUUGGUUCGACCUGAUGCACAUAGUAUUAUUUAUAUAUAGUCGUGUCCGGUGCCGGCACCGACCUAGUGUAGUAA
Molecule: messenger RNA, 1741 nt
Organism: Hordeum vulgare subsp. vulgare (domesticated barley)
Lineage: Eukaryota; Viridiplantae; Streptophyta; Magnoliopsida; Poales; Poaceae
Product: plant UBX domain-containing protein 7
Exons: 10
Coding region: 108-1469 (453 amino acids)
Biological process (GO): proteasome-mediated ubiquitin-dependent protein catabolic process
Cellular component (GO): nucleus
Molecular function (GO): ubiquitin binding
Source: RefSeq, a predicted model, not a curated record